AUGGAUAAUCUUACCCAAUAUCAGGUCACUGAGGCCUAUCUGAUGUCAGGCCUUUCUUUUUUCUCCAUCUACCUUUUCGCCUUACUUAAGGGCAUCUAUUCAUGGUCGCGGAAGACGCCCCUACUCUGCUUCCAAGUGUGCGUUAUAGCAGGAUGGAGCAUGUUAGAAACAACGGCCUUGAUCCUAUUUUCUCUGGAGCAUAGCCAACCCGGCAAGCUUCCCGGGUUUCUUGCGGGAUCUACCCCGACCGUCUUGGAUGUCAUGUCCUUCUGGGGCGCCGCUAUAGUUCAGAUCAUGGCAAUCAUCUAUCCGUUUGCAGUCGGUAGCGGGAAAGAAUGGUGUCUCGAAUGCCUCUUCAUACUCGAAUGCCUUGAAGUAACGGUCAUUACUAUCUUUGUCAUGGUCCCGGAGACUCCGACUCCCCUCCAACUUGCCUACGUUGCACCAUUUACUUCCCAAGCUGCCACCAUUGGAUUCAUACUUUUCGCUUCCCGACGGGUACCAUCCGAGGGGACAUCGAAGCCAACCGCUGAUUAUUUGUCGAUUCUAAGUUUGCUUCUUAUCUUGGUCUCAGCAUUACUGCUGGGGCUCUCGCUUGCUGGAUACUACACAGCCUCGAUGCUCCCACAGUGGCUCCUCUACAUCAUGGGCUCGGUCCUGGGUUAUCGACCUCCAGAGGCCCAAUACCGGAGGCGUAAUCGAGAGGGUGAUAACUCGGAGCUCGAGAUGAAUCCAAGUCGCGAACUAAGCCUCAGCGACUCUGCCUAUAACAACCAAUCUUCAGCAAGCCUGGAUGGCGAUCGAGCGCUUCUCUCCGACCCAGCCCUGCCACCACCUGCAGUCAUGGCCUCAAGCAACAGACUCCACUUAUCUGAGAGCAGGUAA
Messenger RNA from Fusarium keratoplasticum, 885 nucleotides. RefSeq lists its product as uncharacterized. The coding region runs from base 1 to 885 and encodes 294 amino acids. The transcript is spliced from 2 exons. The record is from RefSeq and is a predicted model, not a curated record. NCBI's taxonomy places the organism in Eukaryota, Fungi, Ascomycota, Sordariomycetes, Hypocreales, Nectriaceae.